Messenger RNA from Rotaria sp. Silwood2, 447 nucleotides. The record is from the annotation of a GenBank genome assembly. NCBI's taxonomy places the organism in Eukaryota, Metazoa, Rotifera, Eurotatoria, Philodinida, Philodinidae.
AUGUAUUUGUGGUUUUUUUUUAAUAAUCUUUUUAUCAUUAAAGCUUCGGAAGAAUGUGAUGUAUGUGUUGAAUUACACACUCAUAGAUGCAUAAAUGAAACAUGUGUUUGUUAUGCUGGGUUCGUUGGACCUACAUGUGCAGAUCGAGUAACAACAUUAGUUUCAGAAUUAUCUACAUCGCAGAUUAAUAUUGCUGCAAUCGUAGCUGGUAUUCUCGGUGGUGCCUUAUUUGCUGUUAUUGUUAGUUUAGUGAUUUUUUUUAUUUGGAAAAGAAGAGUUAAAAAGAAAUCAGUUACAUUGUCAUCAUCAAUAGCAGCUACAAAUUUAUCAUCAUCAUCGGUACCUAUUGUAGUACCAGCUCUGUAUAAUAUAUCAUCAUCUCGACGAAGUUCAUCUGUAACAUCUGCUUCAACAAUGACUUAUCAUUUAUACGAGGAGCUGUUAUAA